AUGCCGGCAACCAAAACCACCACCCCACGCCCGUCAGGGCCGUCCGGCCUCACACGCGGCUACCUUUUCACGUACAACACCGCCAAUCUCCUCGCCUGGGGCACCUGCAUUGCUUAUACUGCAAGCCUGCUCCCUGCUGCCCUAGCAUCCAACAGCCUCCCCACAGUUUUCAACCAAACCUUCAACCCGCUCCUGCUCGCGACGCAGUCCCUCGCCCUCUUGGAGGUCGUGCACAGCCUGGUGCGGCUCGUGCGCGCACCUUUCAUCACAACUGCUAUGCAAGUUGCGUCACGUCUGCUGGUAGUGUGGGGGAUUUUGGCGCCGUUUGGCGGAGAGAUUGUUGGCGCGAAGGGAGCGCAGGCGGGCGAUUAUGCGUAUAUGGGGUGCGUCGCGGCCUGGGGCAUUACCGAGGUGAUUCGGUACGGGUUCUUCGCUAUUACGCUUUCUGGCGGCAGUGUGCCGGCGUGGUGGACCUGGUUGAGGUAUAACACUUUCUACGUGCUCUACCCGAUUGGUAUCUCCAGCGAGUGCACGCUCAUUUUCAAGGCGCUGGGCCCUGCGGGCGAGCUGAACCCGCUCUAUCGGUACUUCCUGAUUGCUGUGCUUGUGAUCUAUGUGCCUGGCUCCUACGUCCUGUACACGCACAUGAUCGCCCAGCGCCGUAAGGUGCUUCGAGGCAAGAGGCGCGCGGAUUAA
This is a messenger RNA of Penicillium canariense, 696 nucleotides long. RefSeq names its product protein tyrosine phosphatase-like domain-containing protein. Gene Ontology annotation, cellular component: endoplasmic reticulum membrane. The record is from RefSeq and is a predicted model, not a curated record. The transcript has 3 exons. Lineage: Eukaryota; Fungi; Ascomycota; Eurotiomycetes; Eurotiales; Aspergillaceae. Gene Ontology annotation, biological process: fatty acid elongation; very long-chain fatty acid biosynthetic process; sphingolipid biosynthetic process. Bases 1 to 696 code for a protein of 231 amino acids. Gene Ontology annotation, molecular function: 3-hydroxyacyl-CoA dehydratase activity.